Molecule: messenger RNA, 12198 nt
Organism: Podarcis lilfordi (Lilford's wall lizard)
Lineage: Eukaryota; Metazoa; Chordata; Lepidosauria; Squamata; Lacertidae
Source: the annotation of a GenBank genome assembly
GAGGAGCAAGGCGGAGACACGGAAGCGGCCAUUGUUCCUCCCGCAAGCGACGGGGCGAAGAGGGUUCUCCGCCAGCGCAGCCGGGGACAUGCCUGCGGGGAAGGCUUUCCGUCGGAGGAAGGUGGACUCUGACGAGGAUGACGAAGAUGCGCAGGUCACCGAGGAGGUCCGGUGGGUGCUGGGGGAGUGCACGACACACACACCCCACCUUAGUUAAACUUCGGGGGGAGUGCGGUUAGAAAGUGGUUUGGGGGUCGGGUUCUCUUGCAAAGUGGUAGAUACGUUUAUUUUAAUGACGACUGUUGUUGUUGUCCUCCAAAAAGCUCCAGGAAAGGUUGAUGGUUCACUUUCCUUCCUCCGUGCUGUAUUGUACCUUCACAGCAGCUUUGUAAAGUAGGUUAGGCUGAGAGAUUGGCCCAGCUUCAUAAAGUAAGCCCUUCAUAGACUGAUCAGGAUCUGUUCUCUCUCCCUGGUUUAAUUAACCACUACAUAGAAUGGGAAAAACCAGAGAUCUGUUCAAGAAAAUUGGGAUAUAUGAAAGGAACAUUUGGUACAAAGAUUACCAUAAUAAAAGACAAAAGUGGAAAGGACCUAACAGAAGCAGAAGACAUCAAGAAGAGGUGGCAAGAAUACACAGAGGAACUAUACCAGAAAGAAAUGGAUGUCUCAUAUACCCCAGGUGGUGUGGUUGCUGACCUUGAGCCAGACAUCCUGGAGAGUGAAGUCAAAUGGACCUUAGAAAGCAUUGCUAAUAACAAGGCCAGUGGAAGUGAUGAUAUUCCAGCUUAACUAUUUAAAAUUUUAAAAGAUGAUGCUGUCAAUGUGCUACACUCAAUAUGCCAGCAAAUUUGGAAAACUCAGCAGUGGCCAGAGGAUUGGAGAAGAUCAGUCUACAUCCCAAUCCCAAAGAAGGGAAGUGCCAUAGAAUGCUCCAACUACCGCACAAUUGCACUCAUUUCACACGCUAGCAAGAUUAUGCUUAAAAUUCUACAAGGCAGGCUUAAGCAGUAUGUGGACUGAGAACUCCCAGAAGUGCAAGCUGGAUUUAGAAGAGGCAGAGGAACCAGAGACCAAAUUGCAAACAUGCGCUGGAUUAUGGAGAAAGCUAGAGAGUUCCAGAAAGACAUCUACUUCCGCUUCAUUGACUAUGCAAAAGCCUUUGACUGUGUCGACCACAGCAAACUAUGGCAAGUUCUUAAAGAAAUGGGAGUGCCUGAUCACCUCAUCUGUCUCCUGAGAAAUCUCUAUUUGGGACAAGAAGCUACAGUUAGAACUGGAUAUGGAACAACUGAUUGGUUCAAAAUUGGGAAAGGAGUACGGCAAGGUUGUAUAUUGUCCCCCUGCUUAUUUAACUUAUAUGCAGAAUUCAUCAUUCGAAAGGCUGGGCUGGAUGAAUCCCAAGCCGGAAUUAAGAUCGCCGGAAGAAAUAUCAACAACCUCAGAUAUGCAGAUGACACAACCUUGAUGGCAGAAAGUGAGGAGGAACUAAAGAACCUUUUAAUGAGGGUGAAAGAGGAGAGCACAAAAUAUGGUCUGAAGCUCAACAUCAAAAAAACUAAGAUCAUGGCCACUGGUCCCAUCACCUCCUGGCAAAUAGAAGGGGAAGAAAUGGAGGCAGUGAGAGAUUUUACUUUCUUGGGCUCCAUGAUCACUGCAGAUGGUGACAGCAGUCACGAAAUUAAAAGACGCCUGCUUCUUGGGAGAAAGGCGAUGGCAAACCUAGACAGGAUCAUUAAAAGCAGAGAUAUCACCUUACCAACAAAGGUCCGUGUAGUUAAAGCCAUGGUUUUCCCAGUAGUGAUGUAUGGAAGUGAGAGCUGGACCAUAAAGAAGGCUGAUCGCCGAAGAAUUGAUGCUAUUGAAUUAUGGUGCUGGAGGAGACUCUUGAGAGUCCCAUGGACUGCAAGAAGAUCAAACCCAUCCAUUCUGAAGGAAAUCGGCCCUGAGUGCUCACUGGAAGGACAGAUCGUGAAGCUGAGGCUCCAGUACUUUGGCCACCUCAUGAGAAGAGAAGACUCCCUGGAAAAGACCCUAAUGCUGGGAAGGAUGGAGGGCACAAGGAGAAGGGGACGACAGAGAACGAGAUGGUUGGACAGUGUUCUCGAAGCUACAAACAUGAGUCUGACCAAACUGCGGGAGGUAGUGCAAGAUAGGAGUGCCUGGCGUGCUCUGGUCCAUGGGGUCACGAAGAGUCGGACACGACUAAACGACUAAACAACAACAACAUCACACUGGCUCUUAGUAGAAGAGAUAUAUUUUUCUAUAUAUUUUUCUACAGCAGGGGCAGGGGGCAACAUGUCCUUGAAAUUUUCUCCUGGUACCUGUGAAGCUUCUGAGUCUGCCCCUCCAGCUUCCUUGGACAUCAGCUGGUGCGGGUGGUUACCUUUUUCCCUUUGUAUUAUUUGUAUGCUGCUUUUCCACCCACACACACAAAAAAGCAUGCUCACUGUGGCUUACAACAAAGAAACGGGUGCAUUUCAAACAUACACUACAAAAACAAUUUCAUAAUAACAUACCAAAACCAUGGGCUGGGAAAUGGUUGCUGUGUAGCAGGGCCUGCUGUGGUCCUGCCUUGUACCAGCUAGGCUGAACUUGCCCUAGAUGAAAACCUGGGACACUCCUUUCUAGGGUCUGCCCUGCACAGUAACAGGUGUGAGCAUUCUAGCAGCAGCUUGAUGGUCAUGUAUGAUACUGCAUACAGAUCUGUUACAACAUGCAGAGAAAACCCAGACUGUGUUCUGUACUGUCACUGACAGACUUAGAUAUGGCAAUAUCUGAAUUGAAAGACAGGCAUAGGCCAUAGGUUCAGGUUUAGGGGUAAGUUGCCCAGUUUAAUCCUUUUUAACUUUGGUAGACUUAGUCGUAGAUUUGCAAAAUUCACUUGUUAUGCUGAUUAAGCUUUGCCCCUGUUUCAGAUUGCCUCUGGGGAACAUAUUAUUCAAUAUUACCAAUUUAUUCAAUACUGCCUAUUUAUUAUACUGAAGAAAUUAUUUGGAAUAUGCAAAUAGAUUUGAGGAGGAAUGUGAGCCCUUCAAAGUGUUUUUGGAAUUUGAAACAGAAUUAAAAUUGGUAAUCCUUUAAAAAAAACCAAAACCAAAAUAUAAUAAUAUACCAAAACCCACAUUUCAGUACUAUAAAUAUAAUAAGAUUACUUAAAACAACAUGCAGCAUCCAAUAGCAUCAAUAACAAGGGAGCUUCACAGUUUCACCUUAGUCCUAGAACCACCCUUCCCAUGAUGUUGCUCACAGUCCCCUUUCCUGCAACAGCUUCUUAUAAGGCUUCCAAGGGCAAAGGGGGGGGCAGCUGGAAACACCCCUCCCAUGAUAUCGCUCCAUAGAGCGGAGGGCAGAAGUAAGGAAGAGAAAUAGAGCUAAAGGGGGAAGAGUGUUUAAUUCUACUGAAUCUUAACUUUUAUCCAGACCCCUUGGGAAAGUGAUGUGUGCAUGAGUACACGUUUUCUGUCUCUCGUGAGGGUGGGGACUUGUCUGGAAGAGACAAGUGCCUGGGGUAGUGAGGGCUCACAACACAUUAUCAAAAAUUCAAAUGUGCCCAUAGGCUCAAAAAUGUUGAUAAUUCCCAAGGAAUAAUUUAUUUCAUUUUGAUUUAAUAUUUAUGUGCUUUUUCCAGCAGCAGCGUAUCUAGAGAGGGUGGGCGGCAGGGCACACUGGGCACCACUUGCCCAGGGGGCAGCACUUACUGCUGGGCCUGCAACGCACCUGAGCCACGCAUCUCUCCUAGGAGUGACAAGGUGGCUCUGGUGCCUGCAGUCACCACACCACCGGAAAGGGUAAUGUGUGGCUCGUGGCCACUGGCUGCCUCCCCCACAGCCACCCUGCAGCUGAGGGGGAGGUGGCUGGCAGACUCCUGCAACCACCACACCACUUGAAAAUGGUUUCCCAUACUAUUGUGUGUUUAUGUGUUGUGUCUCCCCACCCCCACCCCUGCAGGCUAAAACUAGAGGAAGCAAAAGAAGUGCAGAGUCUAAGGAGGAGGCCAAAUGGAGUGAGGUAAGUGGUGUCCAGGAGUUCUUCUAACUGUAAAGAUCCUCAGACUUCAGAGACACUGUGGCCAUGGAUGUCUUUGAUCUGUUGUGGGACAUUGACUUCCUAAGAAGCUCAGGUUUUUUCCCUGGGGAUUAAUUUGCUUUUGAAAAGUUUCAUGUACCCAUGAUUGCAAAACUAAUUUUUGGCCAUGCUUGCUGGGGCUGAUGUGAGUUGUCUGGAAGAAGUAGCUCGCAUAUUCUCUCACAACGACUCUGCAGCAUAGAUCGGACAGAGAAUGAGUGACCGGCCUGAGGUCACCCAGUUUCAUGGCUGCGUGAGGAUUGGAACCCAAGCCUUUACCCAACCUGGUGCCCUCCAGAUGUUUUGGACUACAGAUCUCAUCCGUUCCAAUAUCAUAUGAUUGUGUUGACUAGGGCUAAUGGAAGUUGUAGUCCAAAAACAUCUGGAGGCCAUCAGGUUAAGGAAAGUUACUCUAACCAGUGCUCCUACACCACACUGGCUCUGAAUACUGUUCAUUCAGGUGCCACCUGUUGCUGCAGAUUGCCAUGCAUUGUCAAACCUGAGAGCACACUGGGAGCAUUGCCGCUGAAUGACUUGAAUUUCUUUUGUGUAUUUGAAGUGCGGCUGCUCUACUUGUGGGGGAGAAAUUACAAGAAGAAACCACCCUGGCGGUAAGAUUGAACUUUUCUCAUUUAUCUUACCUAGAUAGAACCGUAAAAAAAAAAAAAAGAAUUCAAGAUCCUUAGGCACAGUUCAUCACCUUUUCUUCUUUUCCCCCUUUGCCUGUCCUAAACAAGGCUGACAGGAACGUUUCAGAUUCCUAGCUAAUGGUGUCACGUUUUCUCUGCACAUUAUUGACAAGGGCUCUGUUUGAUCUGCUUUAGCAGUUCUUAUGGGAUCCAGUUGACCUCAGCAAAGUUAGGACUUCAUUACUUACAAAUAGAUUGCCUUAAAUUUUGUUUUAGAUGUGAAUGUGAUCUUAUACAGUGGAACCUUCGUUCUCAAACGGCCUAGUUGCCGAACAAAUCGGCUCCCAAACACCGUAAACCCAGAAGUAAGUGCUCCUGCAGCCAAUUGGAAGCUGUUCCUUGGUUUUCGAACAGUUUCAGGAGUUGAACGGAACAGAUUAAGUUCAAGAACCAAAGUACCACUGUAUUAAACUUGAUCGCUUUUAUUCCGCUUCUGUUGUGUGUGAUAGAUGGAUACCAUAUGAAAGAAAGUAGGGUGAGUUAAAUAUGUGUGUUGUUAUCAGCUCGACCCCUAGUAAGUGCAGAACUGUUACAGAAUUCUUUACCCUUAAAUAAACAUUCAUAGAAGUACAGCCUUACAGUGCAAUCCUGACUGGGUCUACGCAGAAGUAAUUCAGUAGGACUUAAUCCAAGGGAAGUGAAUAUGUAUGAUUGCAGCUAUUCUGUGUACACCCAUCUGAGAGUGAGACCUAUCGAGCACAGCAAGACCAACUUCUUAGAAAACAUGCCCUAUGACAUUUGUGUGAUGGAAAUGUAGCCCAAUGAUGUAUUCCUCUGGCCCCACCCACCACUGGAACGUGUCCCCCAUGAAGGGAUACAGCCCUCCGGCUGGAAAAAAAAUCCCCACCUCUGUUAUACUGCAAUAAGUAGGAUCAGAUCAUGGACUGUCUUCCUUCCUCUUCCCACCAGGAUGAUCCCUUUAAAAUAAAGACCGGUGGAAUGGUGGACAUGAAGAAACUGAAAGAACGGGGCAAGGAGAGGUAUGGAGAAACAUUCCAUACUCAGAUAAUAAACAAAGAAUACUCCCACCCAAUAAUUAGCAGAUAAACAACUAUUUCCCCCCUUUAACCACCCCACCCCACCCAAAAAUAUGUUAUCAGACUAGGUGUUGCAAAUCAUUGGUGAAUGGGUCCAGCAUCCUCCUCCAGGGAUGGUCCAGCAUCUCUCCUCUCCCUUUGGGGGAAGUAGCAGCAAGGAAAAGCAGGAAGACUGUAGCAAAAGUUCUACCUGCUUUCCUGUUGGUAUAGCUACUGCUAGCACUGGUAUCAAUCUAUCACCCAGGACCAGUAUGGGGGGCGGAGGAAACCGCAAUGACAGCUUCACUCAGCAGUAUAUUGUUGGUGAUACCAUCACCACUCUUGAGUCCCUCUGUCUCUAGUGCCCAGUGUGCUGAGGAAGAAAAAAUCUAGCCAGGAGCUAGAGGCAGAGGGAUUCAAGUGGCAGCAGUUUCUCCAGUGAUAUACUGCUGGUGAAACUUCCAUUGCACUCUGCCCAGGCAGAGGGAGAAACAAGCUGCAUCGCCGAUACAUCUUGUUCCUCCCUCCACUUCUUUAAACUGUUUGGCUAAUGAACAUGCUGCUGCCGUCCCCUCAGCAAAGCAGUUCUAUGGAACUCCCAACCCACCACCAGCUCGCAGGAGCCAGCGGUGGCAUAGGGGCUCCAUUAAAGUUCUCCCCCUCUACAGCUGAGAGAGCCCCUACCUUGCUCCUCCUUGCAUGCGAGUAGGAGCAAGAACGGGGCUGCUCAGCUGGGAAGUGCAAAGCCUGCCCUUCCCUGGUGAUAGAGCCCGGCCCCGCUCCUGCUUGCACUCAAGUAGGAACGGGAUUGAGGCUGCAGGCUUGGUUUGGCUACCGCCAGGCUGACUUCAUCUGGGAGGGGGUGCUACACCUUUCCUCCCAGAAAGACAGAGCCCACCCUCUUGGUGGAAGGCAGUCAGGUGGUGUAAGGAUUCUUUGAUGCUGCUUGCAGGCCCAGCACUUGCCAGCAGCCCCUCUCCGCAAGUUGCAGUUAGGGUGGCUUCGCACCUUGCACCUUGCAGACUUUGCCCAGGAGGGUGGACUGCAUCUUUCCUCCUGGGGUGAACAACCCCCAGAGGAAAGAGGCAGUGCACCCACACAGGCUAAGGCUAAGGCAGUCAAAAGCACAAAACCUGAAACGCACUCACCCACCCCCCACACCAGCAAAGGCGGAGGCAGCCUGGCCAAGGAGCCCCAGGGUCCUUGCUGUUUAGGCACGAGUGGCAGGGACACUGGAGCUGGCUCCGCUGGGGGCAGGCACCCUCCCGCCCCCAGCAGAGCCUGGCCAAGGAGCUCUGAUUCCCCUGCUGGUCAUGCACAAAUGGCAGGGGACUCUGGGCUCACUUAGCUGGGGGCAGGAGGCUUUCCGCAGCCCCAGCUGAGCAGCAGGCUGGAGCCAGCUGUAUUGGCCACAGCCCACAAGGCACCAAGGUGUAAGUGCCUCAGCUCCCAUGGUGAGAGCUGCAGCAGGUUCACCCGGCACCUCGCCGACUGGGGCCUGUGCAGCUUUUUACAACAUCACAAUUUAUCGCCAAACCACGAUGUUUGGCUGGUGAUACACUGUGAUGUUGAAAACCCAACAUCACCCAGCCCUAGCUACUGCUCUCCUGCUGCUGGUGGUGUUGGCCACCACAGCAUCUUUUGGGGGUGAAUUUCACAGUUUAAUUAUGCACUAUGUAAAUAAGUGCAUUCUUUUGUCCCAUCUUCCAGCAUUCAGCUUCACUGGAUGGCCCCAAAUUCUUGUAUUACUGGAGAAGGUGGAAACAGUUCUCUAUCUGUCAAAAUCAAUGAAACUUUAAAAUGCUUAUCUUUGACUACAUCAGAAUUGUGGUGUGGUAUACAUUUGCUAGCUCAAGCUGUAGUUUAGAGCAAACUAUGGUUUGGCUUAACAUCUCAAAUGAGACAUUGACAUUUUAACAAAUUAUUUGUUACUGGUUAAAAUAGCUCCCCACCUCCCUGUCUCUUUUUUCCAGGAUCAGCGAAGAAGAGGACCUCAACCUUGGGACUUCUUUUUCUGCAGAGACCAACAGGAGGGAUGAAGAUGCUGAUAUGUAAGAAUCUUGUCACAUCCUGUUUAGUACAUCCUGUUUAGUACAUCCAGGAGUAAGGACUCCUUUAUUGUCCAUAGUUCACACUUAUCAUUCCUACCCUCCAUAUGUUCCUGUUGGCACUUCCUAUUGUUCUGUGCUUAAGAACAUAAGAAGAGCUUGACUGCUGGAUGAUUCCAAAGCCCACCUCAAUCCAACAUCUUGUUUUGUACAAUGGCCAAUCAGAUACCUUCCAGAAGCCCACAAGAAGGGCAAAAGACCAAUAGCCCACGCAUAUCAUUUUUUGUCAUCGUCCCUCCAUCCCACCCCAGCAAUUGGUCUUCAGUGGUACAAGUAGGAUCUGCAAUAAAAUACUGCCAAAAAUCAAUCUGGGCCCAGAGUCAGCCCAGUGACAUUGGGCAGUCAGUAAGCCCAUGGGAGGACCCUACCACCUACUCUGCUGCCAACCAAAAAUGCUGACCACAGCCUGCCACCAAGGCCCUGCGUGAAGGCCUGGUGUUCUGACACCUGAAACUUAGCAGGGAUGUGCAGCCCCACAUAGACUGAGUGUGUUCUUGACUCCUGCUCUUCUGACUCCCUGUUCAGGAUGAAGUACAUUGAAACUGAGCUGAAGAAAAGGAAGGGAAUUGUGGAAAAUGAGGAGCAGAAAGUGAAGCAGAAGAAUGCCGAAGACUGUCUGUAUGAGCUGCCUGAGAGCAUUCGGGUCUCUUCAGCUAAGAAGACUGAGGAGAUGCUGUCCAAUCAGAUGCUGAGCGGCAUUCCAGAGGUGGACCUUGGAAUUGAGUAGGUGACUUGGGUGGUACUUGUUUAUUUCAAGCAUUUUUACCCUUAAAAAAGGCUCUCAGAGCGGCCUCAAAUAUUGUAACAAGACAGUCUCAGAGCAAUCCAUAAGCUCAACAAAAUAGCCAUCAAAUGGACUUGCCUGAUUUAGGAACUUCAUGCAAAAUUCCAAGCUGGUGAGAAGUUUUAGGCAUGUAGUCUGUCUGGAGGUUCCACUGCGUCAAAGGCCUAAAAGAGAAUCCCCAGUGGCCUUCACCCAUUAAUAAGCCAGGUUUUGUUUCCUAGCUGAAUAGGGGUCUCCUAACAAAUUUUCAGCACCCUGAACAAACUACAGCUCCCAGGAUUCUUUGGGAAAGCCAUGUCUCCUUAAAGGGGUAUGAUAGUGCUUUAUGUGUAUAGUGCUGGUCUUGCUUGGGUUGCCUUUCCCCACCAAAUCUGGGGUGAUCGUCUCUACUUUGUAUGAAGAGAACCUCAUAUACAUAUAUUUCUUUUCCUUUCAGAGCUAAGAUCAAAAACAUCAUUUCCACCGAGGAGGCCAAAGCACGAUUGCUGGCUGAGCAGCAGAACAAAAAGAAAGACAGCGAAACCUCCUUUGUCCCAACAAACAUGGCUGUCAACUACGUCCAGCACAACAGAUGUGAGUCUCGGGCAUGGCUGUGUUGCCCUCUUUGCAUAAGGGCCUGUUGGGCAGAUGCUGAUCCAAACACUGGUCUAGUCCUCUUUGCCUGUGCUUUGGACAACCUGUUCUUUUUGAGGGACUGCAGAGCAUAGGUAUUGCAUCUUCAGCAUUACCACCAUCAUUUCUAUACAGCUUCAUAUUCACUGUUUUCAGAACUUGGUAAAAAAUAUUGGCUCAAAUCACAGAAAGCACUGUAUUCUCAGAACAGAUGUUUAAGUGCUUCUGGAAAUGCUUUCAUCCCUGAUGUAAACGAAAGUACUGGUUCAGACAUAAUGCUAAACCCUGGCUUGGAGCUAUGUAAAUGAGCCUUUAAGGACCUUAUGGUCCGCCAGGUACCCUUUCCUCGUUCGUUCUUCCUUCCUUCAUGCAUCAUGAUUCCCUCCCUUCCUGGUUUCAAAAUUGUAGUGUGCUGCUCUGACUGAACUAGGUUUGCACUUACCCAUCACACCAGGAUUGGAAACCAUGGUUUCAAGAACAAGGCAAUCCAUAGUUGCUGGUUCAGAUGCCAUGGCAAACUGUGGUUUGAUGAAACCAGGACAAAAAUCUGAAUUGAAGCAAACCAAAUGCAGAGAAGAGAAGGAACCUUGGAACCCCAAAGACAUAAAAGGCUCAUUCUCAAAGCCCAAUACUAUGAUUUGGUGCUGCAUCUGAAUUGAACCAUUGUCUUAAACUCUGCUGCCCUGCAUUAUUGUAAUAUUCUGAAUCUUUCCAGUUUAUCAUGAAGAGCUGAAUGCACCAGUACGGAGAAACAAAGAAGAACCCAAAGCCCGUCCCCUCAGGGUGGGAGAUACCGAGAAACCAGAACCUGAGAGUAAGUUCCUGCAAAACAUCAGUGUGUGGAUAUCUGGAAUGCCUGUGUGUGUCCACAGCUUGCAUACAUAAGCUGCCUUUGUCUUCUGACUCUCAGCUCUGAUGCGGUUAACAUGCAGGUGGGGCAUGAAUCUUAGAGGGUCCACUCACAGUGGAUGGAUCCAUUAAAAAUUAACGACCAUGACAAAGUUAGGUCCAUUAAUUUCAGUGGAUCUAAUCUGAACAAAACUUAAAUACCAUUCAGAGGCUUAACUAUAUAUGGCCUUCAUGCAGGUAGUCUGCCACUGAGCUGCAUCCCUUCUCCAUGCCUACGCUGCUGUAUUUCUCCUGCUCCAGGAAAUAUGUUCUUAUAUUCUCUUUCAUAAUAAUAAUUAGUUCCCAGCAUAAUAAUUACUUGUAGUGUUGGGGAUUCAGAAAUAAAACCUGUAGAUUCUCUUUAGCUAUCCUGGCUAAUUUGGUAGACCUUUCCUACCACUGAGAGACAUAUCCUCCACCAAGGAAAAUGGAACCCUUCAUAGCAGCAUGGACCAUUUAUUUAUUUAUUUAGCUUUGUCUAUUUUACCCCUGAAUGACAAGUUGAAAUUUGUUCCUCUAUGCAACUGUUUAAAAAUAUAUAGGAGCCCCUGCCUCUUUUUUGCUUGUGGGCACCCUAAAGGGAAAAAAAAAUAGGCAUAUAUGAUGUUUCCCAUUUUUUAAAACAAACAAACAACAAGUUACAUUUGGGACUAAUUCUGGAUUAGGUCUGGAAAGGUUGAAGGCGUCACAUAGGCUUUUAUCUAGAUCUCAUCGCUUAUCAUCUCUUUAUAAAAGUUUAUUUAAUUAAGGUUCCCUCUUUCUUUAUAACAUAGGGUCCCCACCAAAUCGCAAACGCCCCCCAAAUGAGAAGGCAACCGACGACUAUCACUAUGAGAAGUUCAAGAAGAUGAACCGGCGGUACUGAAGCUGGCUUUUCCGGAACACAAAAAUUCCUCUUCAGAUAUUAAGGGCAAAUACACAGGGGACUUUGAGAAGGUGGGGGUUCACUUAGAAUCAUCCCUGCAACUGGGAACUAUUUUUGUAAACAGCUUUGUUUUUGUUUGUUUUUUGUUUUUUGCACUCAAGCAGUGUUUUAUGAAAUAAAAUAAAUAAAAUCAACUCUUGAUAAAAGGUGGGGUAUAAAUAAAUGAUAAUAAUAAUUACAGUGGAAUCUCAAGCAAAGGGAAGAUUCUAAGUGCAUUUACCUAAGCCAUGGGUAGACAUACUAAGGCCCGGGGGCCAGAUCCGGCCCAAUCGCCUUCUAAAUCUGGCCCACGGACGGUCCGGGAAUCAGCAUGUUUUUACAUGAGUAGAAUGGGUUCUUUUAUUUAAAAUGCAUCUCUGGGUUAUUUGUGGGGCAUAGGAAUUCAUUCAUUCCCCCCCCCCCAAAAAAAUAUAGUCCGGCCCCCCACAAGGCCUGAGAGACAAUGGACUGCCCCCCUGCUGACCCCUGACCUAAGCCUACUUAAAUACCCCCUCCCUGCUAAAUAUGGGAAUGUUUGAUAUCAAGCUAGCACAUGGAGUGGAGUGGGGGGGACAGAUCUGAGAUGCAACUUGAGUGCAUAUGGGAUGUGCCCAAUCUCCCUUCCCCUCAUUAGGCCACACCCCAAAAGCUUGAUUAAAGUUGCUGAAAGAGUAGAUUGUCUGGAUGUUGGCAGCUUCCAUUGUCCGAAGGAAGAAGUGUAAAUAGCUCUCUGCAAGUGUGAAUAUUCCUUAUGACUUCUGGGUGAAGAAGAGUAGAAGAGUUUGGAUUUGAUAUCCCACUUCAUCACUGCCCUAAGGAGUCUCAAAGCGGCUAGCAAUCUCCUUGCCCCUCCUCCCCCCACAACAAACACUCUGUGAGGUGAAUGAGGCUGAGAGACUUCAGGGAAGUGUGACUGGCCCAAGGUCACCCAGCAACUGCAUGCGGAGGAGUGGGGACGCGAACCCGGUUCACCAGAUUACGAGUCCCCCGCUCUUAACCACUACACUACCCUGGUGUUAGUUCUGCCCAAGCAUCCUCCAUAGGCCUACUUAUACAGCAGUUCCUGAUUUGCCCUUCUCAUGUUUAUAAUGUGUGUGUGUUUUCAAUAAUAAAACUUUCUAUUUUAAAACAC